ACGGAGAGAGAGAGAGAGAGAGCACAGCAGCUUCUUCACCGCUGGCUGUAUGCGAUAGUUGUCGCGCGGUAUCCCAGCCGAUAUGCCCAUGCAGUCGUCGCGAUGUAAAGCACGACCCAGAGCGAGGGCACUGGCCGUCGUUGCGCUCGGUUUGCUGGCCCCACCGACCUGCUGCGGAAUGAUACACAAUUUGGGGGUGCACGAUGAUGCAAGGAGAGUCUUCCAGAUCGAGAGCUUCGGCUUCCGCGAGCGCGGCUUCAUGAACUUGACCGUGUCUGGAUUUUCGGUGGAAGGACCGCAGCCGUAUCGGUCGGGCUUCGUGGUGAAGAGAACAGGCACGGAGAGUUCUGCGCAAGAGGAAGUCGAGAACGCGUUGGCGGUGGGGCGGCCAGGAAGCGCAGCAGGGAGCGGCGACGGCGGGGAGCCCACGUGCCUCCUCGACAAGGCCGGGCCGGGAGACCUCGUCCUCGAGCUUAGCGACAAGACCGCCUGGGAGCACGGGAGCCAGGCCAGCCGGACGGUAGGCCCGGGAGAGAAGGGUCUCUACGUCUUGCUCUACUGUGGGUGCCCCGUGGAAUCGGAGGGGGGAGGUGUGGUGGUGAUGGCGGAGGAGGAGCACAAGGUGUCGUUCAAGCUGAGGGUGGCGUUCUGGAACGAGGGGAUCGGAGGGGACAGGGACUACCUGUCUGCCGGGAGCGAGUCCUUGCCGGAGCUGUUCCUGGGAACGUUCGUGCUGUUCUCGGCGGCGCUGGUGGUCUGGGCGCGGUGCAUUAGGAGACAUCCGUCGCAGGUGUUGAAUAACAUCGCACAGAUCGUUCUCGAGGAGACCGCCCCGGGCUCCACGGUGUGGCUCAAGUGGCGCAACGUCCUGUACGUGGUGGACAUCUUGUGCUGCUGCUUCAUCCUCGUGCCUAUCAUCUGGUCCAUCAGGAACUUGAGAGAUGCGUCGCUGGCGGACAGCAAGGCCAUCCGCCGCCUCAACGUGUUCACGGGUUUCUAUAAGAUGGUUUUGGGGUACAUCUACUUCACGCGGAUAAUUCUGGUCUUGUUCUCCGCGAUGCUGCCCUUCGAGUUGGUGUGGCUGGAGCAGCUUGGUUCGGAACUGGCGACGUUAAUCUUUUUCGUCAUCACCGGAUGGUGCUUCAGGCCACACCCAGACGCGCCAUACCUGCCUGUCGGGAGAGAUGACACGGAGGGAGGGGUCGGCAGUGGCGAGGAAGACUCGGAAUCAAUGGAGCUGCUGGCGCUACGGAGAGCAUAAGGCGGCCGAUCGGGGGUGUGAUUUUGUUUCCACAACAAUUAUGAUGACGAGGGUUUGGGCUGUGAAGCUGUUUUUUUUUCAAGGACAGGUGACCGCCGCUGCGGUUGCUAUCGCUGUGAUGACGACUGCUUGUACUCUGUGCAUGGAGGAACACCCGUAGACGUUCCGCUGUGUGUGUGUGUGUGUGUGUGUGUAA
Ectocarpus siliculosus is the source of this 1457-nucleotide messenger RNA. NCBI's taxonomy places the organism in Eukaryota, Phaeophyceae, Ectocarpales, Ectocarpaceae. The record is from the annotation of a GenBank genome assembly.